ACUACAGGAGAGACACCACACACCUGCUCACACACCGAGACAUGUCCACUGGGGAGGCUGCAGGACUGGGACUGGGAGUCGGGGCGCUGCUGGUCUUACUGGUCCCAGUAGGGGACUGGGUCCCGGAUUGGGGGCAGGCGGGGCUGCUGGUCCGGGCUGCGGGCUGCAUCACAGCGGGACUCUGUGUCCUCCUCCUGGGCUGGCUGCACCGGAUCCUCUUCGCCCCCCUGGAGCUGCUGAGGGGGCCGGAUGAUGUGGGCUACAUAGCCGAGGGGGGUCGCUCCAAAGCCCGGGCUGCUAACGAGGUCCGGAGACGGAGGAAGACCGGAGACCUGCCCCCGGUCUACCCCAACGGCUGGUUCCGGGUCCUGGACUCUCGGCUGCUGCAGAGAGGAGAAGCUAAGAGUGUUUCUGUUCUAGGUGAGCAGGUGGCAGUGUUCCGGGGUCUGGAUGGGACGGCCUACGUGGUGGACGCCUACUGUCCUCACCUGGGGGCCAACCUGGCCGUGGGGGGACGGGUGGUGGGGAGCUGCUUGGAGUGCCCGUUUCAUGGCUGGCAGUUUCGGGGGGAAGAUGGAAAAUGUGUGAAGAUCCCCUACUCGGAAAAAGUGCCAGAGUUUGCCAGUGUGAAGAGCUGGCCCAGCUGUGAGAUCAACGGUCAGAUCCUGGUCUGGUUCCACUGUGACGGAUCAGAUCCUGAGUGGACGGUCCCGGAGCAGCCGGAGGUCACAGAUGGCCGCUGGGUCUACCGGGGCAGGACCGAACACUUCAUCAACGCUCACAUACAGGAGAUCCCUGAGAACGCAGGUGACCUGUCUCACCUGACUCAGCUCCACACUCCUCCCAUCACCAGCGGAGUGGACCUCCGCUACACAUACAGCAAGAUGUGGGAGUUCCUGCGUCAUCACUGGAAGGCUGAAUGGGCCCCAGAGUCAGAGCCCAACACUCAUUGUUCUCAGAUGUUGCUGCGCCACCAGCUGACUGUGUUUGGACUCCACUGGUCUCUGCUGGAUGUUAAUGUUGUGGUCAGACAGGUGGGCCCUGGCCUGGUGUACAUGGUGUUUGAACACAGUUUCCUGGGUCGUGGUGUGUUGUUCCAGUGUGUGACUCCAGUGGAGCCUCUGCUGCAGUGUGUGUCUCAGACCAUCUACUACCAGGCCAACGUUCCUGCUCUGGUGCCCAAGUUCCUCCUCACAGCAGAAAUCAUCCAGUUUGAGCGUGACGUGAUGAUCUGGAACAAUAAGAAGUACGUCUCCAAGGCUCUCCUGGUGAAGGAGGACUCAGCCAUCCAGAAGCACCGCCGCUGGUACAGUCAGUUCUACAGCGAGAACAGCCCGCGGCUGCAACACCAGCGGGACACGCUGGACUUCUGACCUCCUCAAAAUAUACAGGAGGAGGAGGAGGAGGAGGAGAAGAUGUCACGUCAGGGCUGACAUUAAUCAGAGGAGGGAGGCCUCUAUUGAUUUCUAUCUGUCACGUAUAACAAAUGAACGGAGGAGAGGAUGUUUGUGGAAUUAAACCUUUUUGUUAAAUCUUAUAACCUCUAAGUCUUAACCCUUUGAUGCACAACAUAUAAACACCUUCUAAUGCACAACAUGGGGCAAAAAUGACCCGCAAUGAUUAUUUCAUGCUGCUGUGUGUUUGAAUAUC
This is a messenger RNA of Centropristis striata (black sea bass), 1650 nucleotides long. RefSeq names its product cholesterol 7-desaturase nvd. Gene Ontology annotation, molecular function: 2 iron, 2 sulfur cluster binding; chlorophyllide a oxygenase activity. The transcript is spliced from 7 exons. Gene Ontology annotation, biological process: chlorophyll biosynthetic process; cholesterol metabolic process. NCBI's taxonomy places the organism in Eukaryota, Metazoa, Chordata, Actinopteri, Perciformes, Serranidae. The record is from RefSeq and is a predicted model, not a curated record. The coding region runs from base 42 to 1373 and encodes 443 amino acids. Gene Ontology annotation, cellular component: chloroplast.